Boleophthalmus pectinirostris (great blue-spotted mudskipper) is the source of this 375-nucleotide messenger RNA. RefSeq names its product parvalbumin, thymic-like. The record is from RefSeq and is a predicted model, not a curated record. The transcript has 4 exons. Gene Ontology annotation, molecular function: calcium ion binding. Lineage: Eukaryota; Metazoa; Chordata; Actinopteri; Gobiiformes; Gobiidae. Bases 1 to 333 code for a protein of 110 amino acids. Gene Ontology annotation, cellular component: cytoplasm; nucleus.
AUGGCAAUCACUGACUUCCUGGCAGCAUCUGAUAUUAAUUCAGCAAUUAAUGCAUGCAAAGCAAAGGACUCUUUCAACCCCAAGAUGUUUUUCAAAUCUGUGGGUUUGUCCAAGAAAACGCCAUCAGAGAUAGAGCGGGUGUUUAAGAUUUUGGAUCAGGACAAAAGUGGCUUUAUAGAACAAGAUGAGUUACAAUUAUUCCUGCAAAACUUCUCAAAAGGAGCCAGGCCUCUGACUGCAGCAGAGACCAGAGCCUUUCUUCUGGAGGGAGACUCUGAUGGAGAUGGGAAGAUUGGUUGGGAAGAGUUUUCUGCACUGGUCAAGUCAUCAUAAGACUUGCAUUCAUCUCUAUGGAUAUGGUUUUCUCUGGGUGGG